Sclerotinia borealis F-4128 is the source of this 1719-nucleotide messenger RNA. NCBI's taxonomy places the organism in Eukaryota, Fungi, Ascomycota, Leotiomycetes, Helotiales, Sclerotiniaceae. The record is from the annotation of a GenBank genome assembly.
AUGAUUCCUCCAAAAAAGAAAGGCCAAAGUGGUACUUCUGGUUCUAGCAAUAGCAAAAAUCAGCAUGAUUCACCCGGCCACAAGCACAGCGUUACCAGCACUCCUCUUGACUUACCAAAAGCUCCUGAUGCUCUUCAUCGUUCCCUACCUCCCCUUCCUGAUUCACUACUUGGUAACAAUCCCUAUUCUUCUCCUUUAAUGGAAAAGGAACAGGAAACCAUUACAAUGAACCCCGGAAAACAAUCAGGGCCUUACCUCUUCUUGCCCCCCUCCCCUGCUCGAUUCAGAUCCCCUGUUUCGGACGCUUCCGCACUUGCCGAGAGCCAAGCCGAAGGCACUCGCCCUACCCAAUCACCUUCCACUUCCAGUGCUGCAACACCUCGUAGCAGUAACACUGGAGUAUACAGCAGACCUGCGGCACCCUCUGGCAUGCCUUACCGCUCGCCCUCUGCCGCACUUGUCCUCACUCCACGACACUUUUUAAGUGGACCCCCUCCUACUCCUUCCUCUGGUUUCAGACAAGCCACUCCUCAAUACACACCUCGUACCUCUGCAGUCAUCAAUGAAAUUGACGACGAGAUGAAUCCCGAGUUGGAUAUUGAAGAGUUCGAUAACGAUUAUGGUGACUAUCCUCCUACAGCAUCUUAUACCAAGUACUUCUACAUCAAUCCUCAGACUAUACAUCUUCGCGAUACUAUCAACAGAAAACAUCAGCAAAAUGUUAUUCGACGAAAUACAGCAAUCGAUGGUGAAAACGCCUUUAAGGCCUUCCCUUUGAGAAAGUCUCUUGUCGUUGCCCUAACCAAUCAAAUCGCUUCUAGCCCUGGCACCACCAGGCUAGCCGAUACCUUAUUGGCUAGUGCACAAACCAAGAAGACCAGAAUCAUCUCCUCGAUCUCGACCUCCGACCUCCCUCGCGCAAAAGUACCCUCAAACAGGAGAACCUUUGACAAAUCCCUGGGCUUUGACCUUACCCGAAUAUUAAGAGAUCUCCAAGAACCCUAUUCGAGUCUUCCAAUACCCACAAUUCGAAGAAAACGUCCGAUUUCGCCAAAUUCACGAUUCCCACCUAUAAUGAAAUCAUUAGAUAUCCACGAAAUCUCAGCUCACGCCUUCGAAAUUGCCUGUACUAGAUCCCCAGAGAAUGAACUGUUCACCUGCACUUUUCAGGAAAUAGAUUCAUUGCUUAAUCAAAGACUCUUGGAGCAAAACAGAGAAGUUGAGAUAUCCACCAUUGAAAAGGUUUUUGCAAAAACUAACCAGAAUCUUAACGAAUCUGUCUUAAAGCUAUUAACUACAUUUACUUUAGGAGAGCCUUUUGCUUCUGAUAAGUAUGCCUUCUUCUAUAAUAUCUUCAGCAAACAGGAAUCGAACAUUUUGCCUCUUCAUUGUAUUUACAAUUAUGUUAUUACUUUCGAGAACUCAACCGAGAUUAGUUUAGGCUAUUCACCUUUCUAUAAAAUGUCUAUCGAUAAGCUUGAGGCAGUUAAGAUCUAUCUGACUGACAAUCUGGCAAAAGGAUUCAUUGAAUCUAGUCAAGCACCAUUCGCUGUCCUUAUUCUGUUUAUCAAAAAAGCAGAUGGUAAUUUACGAUUGUGUAUUGACUAUCGCAAAUUCAAUACCCUGAUAUGUAAGGAUCGCUAUCUUCUCCCCCUGAUUGACGAGACUCUCGCAUGUCUCCAAGGUGCUAAGAUUUAUAUGAAACUUGAUAUUCGUUAA